AUGGUUUCUCUGCUGGUGGAGGCUGCCCGGGCAGAAGAAUGCACGGGGGGAGCGCUCAGACCGAUUCCCAGCGACUUGAGUCGUCCGUCAGACUGUACAAUGGACUGCAUCAUGAAGACGUACGCUAAAAAGAUACUUUUACAUCACAGCUCGUCCAUAGUGUUUAAAGACAGCACACAAGAUGGGCAGGGCGCCCACUGCUGGUCGACCGCCCAUAGAUGCCCUCCCAUUGAAGGCGAGAGUUUUGCCCAGGCCUUCGUGGUGGUUCCUGCCAACGCAACGUCCGCAGCAGCAGAGGAGGUGGAGGUGAGCACAGGGACCACCAAACUGAGCGUCCACCCCCCCCUCCCUCUGAUCUCCAGCUCCUGUGGGCUCCUGUAUGAAGUGACCCAGUACUUCAGCAGCGAAAACACGGACACAGUCUUCUGCAUACGGCUCCAGACCCGGCUCAACUCUGGGGACGGGACCCCCAGAUGCCCUCCCUCUCUACUAGUGUUCUGGCAGGGGAGCUCCCCUGAGGCGCACCAGCAGAGCGGCGGAUAA
Messenger RNA from Knipowitschia caucasica, 543 nucleotides. NCBI's taxonomy places the organism in Eukaryota, Metazoa, Chordata, Actinopteri, Gobiiformes, Gobiidae. The record is from the annotation of a GenBank genome assembly.